Eurytemora carolleeae is the source of this 1397-nucleotide messenger RNA. RefSeq names its product ribose-phosphate pyrophosphokinase 2. The transcript has 11 exons. NCBI's taxonomy places the organism in Eukaryota, Metazoa, Arthropoda, Copepoda, Calanoida, Temoridae. Gene Ontology annotation, molecular function: ribose phosphate diphosphokinase activity; magnesium ion binding. Gene Ontology annotation, cellular component: cytoplasm; ribose phosphate diphosphokinase complex. The record is from RefSeq and is a predicted model, not a curated record. The coding region runs from base 15 to 1310 and encodes 431 amino acids. Gene Ontology annotation, biological process: 5-phosphoribose 1-diphosphate biosynthetic process; purine nucleotide biosynthetic process.
ACUUUUAGAAUAAAAUGUCCAAAUAUUUUCGUCGUGGCAGCAGAUCUAGUAUGGUCGUCCUUGGAGGAUCAUCCCAUCCAGAGUUGACUGCUCAGAUAGCUAGGAAGGUUGGAGUUAAGACAGGACGGGUUCAGCUUGGGAAAUUCAAGAAUAAUGAAACUCAGGUUGAGCUUUACGACAAUGUCAGAGACAGGGAUAUUUAUAUAAUCCAGACUGGAGGUGUGAACAGUAAUGAUGCUAUUAUUGAACUGCUUUUAAUAAUAAACUCCUGUAAGCUUGCUUCUGCUGCUACAAUAACAGUAAUUACUCCAUACUAUCCGUAUUCAAAGGGGGAUCAAAAAUCUUCUCUAAGAUCUCCUAUUACCUCGAAGCUGCUGGCCAACAUGUUACAGAACGCCGGGGCGGAGCAUAUCAUGAUGCUGGACCCACAUUCACCUCAACUAGUUGGAUUCUUUGAUCUUCCUGUUGAUUCACUCAAGGUUGAGCCUCUGUUUUGUACUUGGAUAAAGAAUCAUAUCCCGAACUGGAAGAAUUGUAUUGUCGUUGCCCCUGAUGAGGGAGGUGCUAAACGAUCUGUUAUGAUUGCAAACUUUCUUGAACUGGAGUUUGCAAUGAUCCACAACCGCUACAAGAACUCUCUUCAGACCAGGAAGAUUUCCAAUGGUGAAUCUUCUAAAAGCACGAGUCCUACAAGAUCUAGCUCAUCUCCAGACCUGGAAGACGCCACAGACAGUAUUGUUCAUCUCUCUGGAAUAGAACCACCUGAGAACUUGCAAUUGACUCCAGUUAUGGUAGAUCGUCUGCUUAAGAUCUCUGGAGAGGUAAAAGGGUUCGAUUGUAUCCUGGUUGAUGAUAUGAUAGAUACUGGAGCAACUAUACGUCUUGCUCUGGAGGUUCUACAAUCCCAUGGAGCAGGGAGGGUUUAUGUGUUUGCUGCACAUGGUUUGUUCUCUGGAGAUGCCAAGGAUAUCCUGUGUGAAGCAGACAACCUGGAUAAGGUUAUUGUCACCAACUCAGUACCUCAGACUAAGAAUAAGGAGAUUAUGGGAUCAAUUCUUGAUGUCGUGGAUAUAUCAGGUUUAAUAUCAGAGUAUAUUCGUCGCUGUCAUUACAACGAGAGUGUGAGUGUUCUCACAGAUGUCGGGACUGAGUUUGAUACAAAGGACGAGUUUUUGCGUUCUGUAGUGGCGGCAGGACGAGCAGAAGCAGGGGCAAAGGACGGACGAGUUAAUAACCAGAGAAACCGACCUUUAGGACGAGUAAAGAGAGGAUAUCGGCUUGAGUCCGUUUGUUGGGACGAUGCUAUUUAGAUCUGAGAAAUAGAAAAAUUCAACUUUUAUGCAUUUUGUGUGAUAUUGAGGAUUAGGUUUUCAUGCAUUAAAUUAUUCUAUAAUAUG